Molecule: messenger RNA, 2123 nt
Organism: Dryobates pubescens (Downy woodpecker)
Lineage: Eukaryota; Metazoa; Chordata; Aves; Piciformes; Picidae
Gene: CMC4
Product: C-X9-C motif containing 4
Exons: 3
Coding region: 127-354 (75 amino acids)
Cellular component (GO): mitochondrial intermembrane space
Source: RefSeq, a predicted model, not a curated record
GCAUCUGCUACCCCUCAGUAGGUCGGGCAGAGUGGAGAGUGGAGUCACUGAGGUGCUCGCUGGGGUCGAGUGCUCCAGGCAGAGUAGAGUACAAACCCCCAAGAAGAAGCUUUAGAUUCUCUGAACAUGCCCCAGAAGGAUCCUUGCCAGAAACAAGCCUGUGAAAUACAGAAAUGCUUGCAAGCGAACAACUACCUGGAGUACAAGUGUGAAACUGUGCUUCAGGAGAUGCGGAAGUGCUGCGCCCGGUACCCCAAGGGCAGAUCCGUCUGCUGUUCGGGGUUUGAGAAAGAAGAAAGGGAGAGAGAAAAGUCUAAGGUGACCUCAGAAGGAAUCCCUGCACCACCUCAGUAACACAAUGCAGCUCCAGCAGGGGCCGGAGCACGGACUCACCUGCACGGCUCGUGUGUGUUUUGUUAAGCCUUCUUUAGACUUCCAGCAGAGCCAGAGUGCUCCGUGAACACACCGUCUGGCACACCAAAAAGUAACGCGGUACCAACAGGUGCCCUGCUUAACAGACUCGGCUUUCUGUACCAAAACAUCAUCUGCAUUGUCUCUGCAUUGCACCUGUGUCUGUGAGAAGUCAACUUGAUGUUUUUAGAAUGCUUACCUUACUCUUAAUCCAUCCUUGCUCUCAAAGCAGAGAACUGGAACCAAGUUACUCUGGUUUCUGGAGUGAAAGGUACAGGGAACGAGCUCAGAAGAGUGAGUGAGUGAGUGAGUUUAAGCAUGACCCAUGAAACAAAGCCCAUCUUGACACAGCAAAGGUAUUGCUGCCAUCCAUGCAGUAGGCCCAGACAUCUGCCUGUCCAGUGGUUCAAGCUCAAGCAUGGGAAUCAGGUCUAGUGAUUGUUCCUAGGUCUUGCCUAGGUCCUGAGUGGCUGCCCGUCACUGUGCCUAAGUGCCUCACUUUCCCUCUGGACAGGCUUUUGGGUUUUGAAUUGCCUACACGCUGCUAUUUGCAUGACAAAGAUGUUAACAGAAACAUUAUUUCAGGGAUUGCUACAGGAAUAGGGACUGACUUCAUGUUGUUUUAUUUUUUUUUUUUAAGAAGAAGCAAUAUUCAUUUGAAAGAUUUGACUGUUGAUGAUAAAAUUUAUAAAUGUACCUGCAAUUGAACACCUCUGAAGCAAUAUAGUUACACACCCAGCGUGGUUCAACCCCACUGGUACCCAGAGGCCUGGCCAAAAAGCCCUGGGCUAGAUCCAAGAGCUGAUUUAGGUGCUGCUUACAGAACAAGCAGUUGCAGACACUUGCUUUCAACACAGACUCACUCACAACCCAUCUGUGUCUGGACCCCAGGGAGAGAUGGCUUUGCAGAAGGUCUCGCCUUCGCAGCAGAAUUUCCAGUGACCUGUAAGAAGAGCUUGGUAGACAGGUUCCUGCAUCACCCUUUAGAGCUGCCUAAGUCUCUCUGUCCCCUGUAGCAGGAGUCCAGGCACCUCAGUGGGUGCCAAGUCCAUGCCAGGGCCUAGGCACCUACCUACCGGACUUUGAACCCACGAGGCCCCUAACUCUGGUGUUAGAUCUAGCCGUAAAGGACUUCUGUGCUGUGAUCAAGUACAACUCACUUAUGAAAUACAGACCACUGUAGUCUAGGUACAAUAGUUGAGCAUAUUACAACCUAGAGGAGCAAAGCCUCUGUAUUCAUUGCUCUGAAAUGCCAUGAUACAAAAAUAAAUGACUGGAACAAACUGCAGGCUGGCUCGGGUUGUUUAUUGAGAACACAGCAUAGCUGCAAGGCAGGCAGCUUGGCUGCUAGUCACAGUCCAGAGACACAUCUGAUACCAGCUUGAAAUAGAAGCUGCUUGAGAUUUUUAUAACCAGGCCCAGAAUAAUUCAGGACUAGCUUUCCCCUUCUCUCCACAAAAACCUCUUCACAGAAUCAACCAGCUUGGAAAAGACCUCAGACAUCAUCAAGUCCAACCUAUCACCUAAUACCUCACAGCUAAACCAUGGCUUUAAGUGCCACAUCCAAUCUUUUGAACACCUCCAGGGAUGGUGACUCCACCACCUCCCUGGGCAGCACAUUCCAAUGGCCAACAACUCUCUCUGGGAAGAACUUUCUCCUCACCUCCAGCCUAAACUUCCCCUGGCACAGCUUGAGACUGUGUCCUCUUGUU